GCUCCCUCUUUUUUCCUCUUCUUCGCGGCGGUGGGUCGGAGCCGCUGUGUCCCCGGUCUGGCACGUUCCUAGCCAAAUUCUCCACGGUGUAAAAUUGGAUCCCCCCUAAUUCACUUAAGAAAAAAAAAGUAUCCCCUCUUCAAUUCCCCACAACCGAAAUUAUAUUCCCGCUGAACGCACAUCUCUAAAAUAUCUGAAAAGCUGUGAAGAUGGCGGUGGUAAGCGGGACGUCAGGGUCGGCUGUAGCCCGGCUCGAGGGCCGAGAAUUCGAGUAUCUGAUGAAGAAAAGGUCGGUGACCAUCGGCCGGAACUCCUCGCAGGGCUCCGUGGACGUGAGCAUGGGACACUCCAGCUUCAUCUCCCGCCGGCACCUCGAGAUAUUCACGGCCGGAGAAGACGGCACCGGCACCGGGGACUUCUAUCUCCGAUGCCUCGGAAAAAACGGGGUGUUUGUUGAUGGGGUGUUCCAGAGAAGAGGGGCUCCACCUCUCCAGCUUCCACGAAUGUGUUGUUUCCGGUUCCCCAGCACAAGUAUAAAGAUCACGUUCACAGCCCUGUCCAUUGACAAGAAGGAGCCAAGGAACGUGCCGGAAUCACCGGUCAAGCCCGUCCAGCCCCAAAUCCCCCUGACAAUAAACAUUCCUGACAACAUAGCCCACCUCAUGAGCCCACUGCCUUCACCCACCGGCACCAUCAGUGCGGCAAACUCCUGUCCAUCGAGUCCCCGGGGGGCGGGACUUUCCAGCUACAGGACAGGCCGCGUCCUCGCCUCCGACCUGAUCGGAGACAACUCCCAAUCAGAAAACGACAAAGACGCCUCAGGUGAAGACAGCCCAAAGGACGACUCCAAACCUCCGUAUUCGUACGCACAACUAAUAGUCCAAGCGAUCACCAUGGCCCCGGACAAACAGCUGACUCUGAAUGGAAUAUACACCCACAUCACCAAGAACUACCCCUACUACAGAACCGCUGAUAAAGGCUGGCAGAACUCGAUCCGUCACAACCUGUCCUUGAACCGUUACUUCAUCAAAGUGGCGCGCUCUCAGGAGGAGCCGGGGAAAGGAUCGUUCUGGAGGAUCGACCCGGCGUCUGAGGGGAAACUGAUCGAUCAAGCCUUCAGGAAGCGCCGGCCCCGAGGAGUGCCCUGCUUCAGGACUCCUGUGGGACCGCUCUCCUCCAGGAGUGCUCCAGCUUCUCCCAGCCACACGGGGGCGCUGUCUGCCCACUCCAGUGGGGUCCAGACCCCAGACAGCCUGUCCAGGGAGGGCUCCCCAGUCCCAAUGGAGCCAGAACCAACACCUCCCCCCGCCCCGACCCAGACCGCCAUAGUCCAGCCCAAACUGGCCGUCAUCCAGGAGGCCCGCUUCGCACAGAACUCCCCCGGCGCCCCCCUCAACCACCAGCCGGUCCUGAUCGCUGUGCAACGCCAGAUGCCUCAAACGACCAUGAAGCCUGUGACCUACACCAUGGCCACGCCGGCCAUAGUGACAACAACUCCAAGCUCCGCCCCCGUCAUGCAGACCAUGCACGUUGUCCACCAGAUCCCAGCCGUGACCAUGGCAACUGUUACCGGACAGCAUGUCGCUACAGCGAGCCCAGAAACUCAGCAGAACGGGGGCGGAGAUCAUAAAGAGAUGAAAGUCAAAGUGGAGCCGGUCCCGUCCAUCAAGGCCGCGUCUAUAGGGGGAGUCAGUCGGAUCAUUCAGAGCUCUCAGGCUGCUCCGCUGACCACGGUGACCAUCGUCCAACAAGCUCCACUCGGACAGCACCAGCUCCCCAUAAAGGCCAUCACACAGAACGGGACCCACCUGGUCCCCAUCACUACUGCUGCUAGCCCAGCUGUUGCAAACCCCCUCCACAUUCUGGCGGCUCACGCCUCAGCCUCGGCGUCCCUCCCCACCAAGAGGCAGAACGGAGAACUGAAAGAGCAACCCGAGUUGAAGAGGCUGAAAACAGAGGAAGUGGCGGCGGGUGACGCGGCGGCGAACAACAAUAGUAAGAAGAACGGCACCACGGACAGAGCCGGAGAGGGAGGGGUCAGUGAACGCAACGGCGACAAGUAGCCUGACCCCCCCCGCUCUCCUGAACGCAGUGAGCCUCCCCACAUCCUCACUUUCUUUCUCACCUCCUCCUCCUUCAUCCUCCCACCUGGUCAUCAUCGACUCCAAGGUGCCAAUCAGAGACGAGACACGGAAACACCUGCAGGACUCCAGAAUGUUCAAAUCCUCUUCCAUUUAUUUAAGACCACGAUGCAAAAACUAGAGACCAAACUGAAGAAAAAAAAAAAAAAAAGAUGACUGUGAAGUUCAAGACCCAGACGGAGAGAAGAAGCACAGGAAGUUUAAAAAAAAAAAAAAAAAAAAAAAAAAAAAAGAGAGAGACAUUGGACGAGCGAGCGAGAAGGAGCCUCACCCUGGUAGCAUUAAAGCGCUUAAACUGUGUCCGGUAGAAAAGCGUCAUAAACACCGGUAGUGAACGCAAAGGGAAGCGUGCGCGUGGACAUUCCCAUCUUCGGCAGCUAGCCUCCGUGUCGACCUCCCUGACCCCUGACCCCUGACCCCUGACCCCCCCCCCCCCCCCCCGUCGUGAGUAGAAAUGCAGUUCUGUCGUACACGUGAUCUUUCUUCUGUGUUCCUACGUUUCCCACCACACAGAGACCAUCUAGUAAUAAUGAAACACGCGGGGUCGAACACUUCAACGCCAUAUUUUGGGAUUCCUUUUCUUCCCGUUUGUUAAAAAGUGAAAGGAAUGUAGUCUCCUCCUUCUUUUUGUUCCUUUCUAAAGACGACACUAUCAUUCUCUCUCCCCCUGCACAUCCACAGAGUUUUUCAUAUUUUACUAAAUAUCCUCCGAGAUCUAAAGUAUAUUCCCAUGCGUCGUGUUUGACCGUGUGCUUCAUGGCGCUUGCAUGUAACGGAUGUAGAGACGAUGUAACGAGCAGAUUCUCUGAAUAUGGAACUGAAGAAACCUUCGACUGAAUCUCCGCCUGAUGAUUCUGACCAGUGCUGCACUUAACUGAACUCUUAGUUGUUGUUUUUGUUUUUUUUUAUGUUCUCCUUUUGUACUUUUUGUUUCCAUCAUGGGCCGUGUUCGUGACCUUUGUGUUGACCAUGGCUUGAUUCUUUGAUUCUGUUCGGGCUCCUAAAACAGUCGAGUCGGAUUGUACUCUGUGUUACACGAGGAAAAACAAGUGAUAGCUGUUUGUUCUGCUUCAGUGGGUAAAUGCUUUUUUUAUUUUAUAAAUUUAUUUAAAACACAUCAAAA
Labrus bergylta (ballan wrasse) is the source of this 3264-nucleotide messenger RNA. It is a transcript of the gene foxk2a, whose product is annotated as forkhead box K2a. Gene Ontology annotation, molecular function: DNA-binding transcription factor activity, RNA polymerase II-specific; protein binding; RNA polymerase II cis-regulatory region sequence-specific DNA binding. Lineage: Eukaryota; Metazoa; Chordata; Actinopteri; Labriformes; Labridae. Gene Ontology annotation, biological process: regulation of transcription by RNA polymerase II. The record is from RefSeq and is a predicted model, not a curated record.